Messenger RNA from Meira miltonrushii, 3451 nucleotides. RefSeq lists its product as uncharacterized. Gene Ontology annotation, biological process: mitochondrion organization; phospholipid transport. Gene Ontology annotation, molecular function: lipid binding. The record is from RefSeq and is a predicted model, not a curated record. Bases 174 to 3356 code for a protein of 1060 amino acids. NCBI's taxonomy places the organism in Eukaryota, Fungi, Basidiomycota, Exobasidiomycetes, Exobasidiales, Brachybasidiaceae. Gene Ontology annotation, cellular component: ERMES complex. The transcript has a single exon.
AUUACGUUUCACCCCUUUUUUGACACCUUCAUCUAAACGAAUCACCACCUACUUCAAGUCGUGAACUCUUAUUGACAAUUCUUGUUCCGAUGACACCUCAAAAGAUGGACAAACAUCAUUGAUCGCAAUAUACACAACAACACCCGACAGCCCCUCACAACCCUUCGCCCAGCAUGUCGUUCAAUUUCUCUUGGCCGAAAUUCUCACGACAAUUUCAUGCCGAUGCGGCAAAAAUGCUCGAUGGCGCAUUAAAUAGAGGUCCAAAGCCAAAAGUGAUUGCAGAUGAUAUAAAAGUGGAAGAUAUAAAUAUGGGAACAAUUCCGCCCGAACUUGAAAUUUUGGAAAUCGGUGAAUUAAGUUCAGAAAGGUUAAGAGGAAUCUUUCGUUUAACGUAUACAGGAGAUGCACACCUUUUGCUUUCGACAAAAGUUCAAGCAAAUCCUCUCACUCGUCCUAAUCCUAGCGGUUCUGCAUCUCCCUUUGAAGAUGUUUCAUCGGCGUUUCCUUCUUCGACGACCUCUCGUGGGAUUCUGUUUGCUGCUCGGCCACUGGUUGUUCCGAUGCAACUUCGACUUUCUUCAAUGAGACUCAAGGCGAUCAUCGUUUUGGUAGUGUCCAAACAGAAAGGAAUUACACUUGUAUUCAAAAAUGAUCCUUUGGAAAGUGUAGAGGUUAGCAGUACGUUCGACAGUGUUGCUGUAAUUCAAAAGUACCUACAACAGGAAAUUGAAGGUCAACUGAGAGAAAUGUUUCGCGAAGAUUUGCCUGGCAUUAUACACAGACUCAGUCAGACAUGGCUGUCAGGUCGUAAGCGCAAAUCGAGCAAUACUGCUACAACUGCCCCGAUGAGACCGGUGGAAUCAGACACCUUCCAGCAACCUAGAGAUACACUCCCGACCGAUAAUGCUGAGAGCCAAAGUAUAUCCAUUCCAUCGAGGAAAGCACGCUCAACAGCAUCUGCACCGAGGUCGAAACAGGCAAAAUCUCCAGCAAGAAAGCGGAAAACAGAAAAAGCAGCAACCACCGCAACUGCAACACCUCCUUCCUCUCCUCCUUUGCGAAAUUCGACAUUCAACACACCUAGAGCACCAUCGCGAUCAUUCAGCUCUUCAGCAGCUGGUAAAGCACAAUCGACGAAAGCGACUAGCCCAUCAAUAUCACCCGUAGACCGAUUCAGCACCUCGCCCACAGGUAGAAAGGGUCGUGGACAGAGCUAUGCCGAUUUAUCUCAAUCCACCUCUAUUGGUUCUCUAAGUGGUUUUCACUCCGGAUAUGCACAUGACGUCGAGAAUUACGAUCCAACGUAUGGCCUUCGACCGGACGAGAUUCGUAUUUCUGCAAAUAGAAGCAAUUUCAGUGGUCUAGCACAACUGGCAAGACAAGAGACACGAGGGUUAGGUGACUUUGCUUCGUUGUCUCUAUCGGGAGACAAAGGGAAAGAUAAAGUCAGUAAGCCUACAUCGCCACCGCCGAUUCGCUCGCCAACACAUAGGCCCGAUUUCGAGCAAUCCAGUGAUGAUGAAGCUGUGCAACAGACAGACGAAGAAGAAGAAGAUAUUGACGAAGUCCGCGGAUAUCCUGAUCACGAAUGGAAUGAGUUUGAUGAUGUUCCUGACUAUCCCGACAAUCAUCAAGACUCUGCUAUACUAGAAAGCUCAGAUGCUGAUCAAGACAGUGAAAGCGAUGAUGACGUUGAAGAUCUGACACAAGAAUCAGAGGACGAAGUUGGUAACUUUUCUCGAUUCGGAUAUCCGCCAGCAAGCGCAGACUUUUCCAAUUCUGCUGUAGAAGAAAGUGCUCGUCAAUCUUCUUCAUUGUUCACUCCGUCAUCCAACUUAUCGGUUUCUCCGCGUAAGCCUUCUUCCUCAAGAAUGUCAGCCAGCGGCUCUAGAUCACGCUCUUCAACAUCUGGAGCGGGAAAGACUUCAAGGCCACCUCUUGUGGAAUACGAAACCAUUCCAGCUGUUGGAGGAGGUACGUUUGUACGUCCACGAAUUUACCACAAUGCCAGUCGCUUACAAGCACCUGACGUUGAAGAAGAGGACGACUUGGCAAGCUCGCGGAUGGUAGGUAGCACGGCCGCUAGUUCGACAGCAAGGGGACCUGCCAGCAGCCAUACAUACACAAUUCGUCCUGAUGGUGAGGAAGUGGAUGAUAGAGAUGAAGUUCCGCAAUUUAUGCAAGAGAGUGAUGACUACACAGAUGAAUCUCCGUCUGCAGCUGGUCAUGAAUCGCUCGUGACACUUGAUCCGGAUGAAAUGGAUCCUUCCUCAAUUGCUUAUAGAACGCAACUUUACCGUCAACAAUAUGGUAGAAUGUAUAGACCUGGUUAUGGUAGACAAUUAUCGAUUAGCUCGAACGAAUUCAGCAGUAGUGGUGCUUCUAGUCGACAUCCUUCCUACUCUCCCGACGAGGACAUGACUGCAAGACAGCGUGCAUGGACACCAGCCUCUCGCGCUUCUACAGCACCAACUUCAUCUCAUCCAUCUACUCAUUCUACCAGGCCGUCAUCUACUUCCCUUGCAGUCUCAUCAGGUGAUGGCCCUUCGAAGCCUGGUCAAGCUCCUUCCCAUCGAAAUCCUUCAUUAUCUGCAUCUAACUCAAGUAAUGCGAUGACGAUGGAUGCUUCACAUCAUUUCAUGGAUCUUGUCAAUUCCAAUCACACUUUGAGUCCAUUCACGCGUACAUUGGAUACAAAAGGAUUUGCCGUUCGUAGUCAUCCUGUGACACCUACGAGUCCGAGUGUUGUAAGUGGUUCGACAACUGGAAGUGGCAAUGUACGACCUGGAAUGGUACGUGGCAAUACUGCAAUUUCGCAACCGCAAGGUCGUUUGAACGCAUCAAUGAGAACACAAUCAUUUGAUACACGUUCUUUGGAUGGUCGCAGUGGCGGAGGAAGGAGUGUGAGCGGAACAAGUUCACCUUCGAUUGCUGGAAGUGCACCUGUAGCCGGACGAAGGAGAACAUUCAAAUUAGCAGGAUCCAACAAAAGUACAGACAAUACCCCAACACGAACACCAACGAUUCCUGCAAGCGAAGAUGGAUUCUCCAAUAGUCCUUCUCAACGUAUAGGAAAUCGAUCAAGUCCAUCAAUCGCAUCUACAGAACAAGAAUCGGGAAGUAUGUAUGAUGGACUUGAUCGUCAAUCAUCACGAGCAGGCAUGCCACACAAUCCCAGAAGCUUGUCUUACAAUGGAAAUGUUCCGGUGAGAAGGGCACCUGCUCCUGUCAGGAGAGGAGCAUCUUUCAACAAUGAUCAACCAAGAAGGAAACGAUUUGGCAAUCACAGCGGUCUUGCCAACGAAAUACAAACUCAUAACGACACAUUUAAUCGCAUGGGAUCCAUUCGAGAAUGAUAAAUAUACCCCCUACUCACUUUAUGAAAUAAAUUAUUUUUAAUGCAUUUUUAAUGAUAUCUUUAUUGUUCCCUUUUGAUGAAAAAUACAUGGUC